AUGUUUUCGUUGACCUGCUCCAUACACAACUAUGAAAAAACAAAAUAGCACAAAACCUUGCAUUGGUUACAAGGUGACAAGCAGAUUUCUAAUUAACAUACUUUUUAUUUGUUUACUAUGCCAAAAUGUUUCUUCAAAUAUUUGUCCGUCUCCAGAAGAAAUUCUCCCAUGCCGAUGUACCGUGCAAGAAAAAGAAAUACAUAUAUGGUGUUCACACAGCAGCUUACCACAAAUCCUAAACAGUAUCAAAGCAAUUGAUAUGUACAUAAAAACUCCAAUAGAUGAAUUAGUUUUGGAGAACAAUCAGCUGCCAGCGUUGCCAGGACGUUUUUUCGGUUCCUUGCAAAUAGUACGACUAAUGUUACGUCACAAUGGCGUGGAGCGGGUUUCAAGUGGAUGGCUUAACGAAUUGGAAAACAGUCUUGUCGAAGUUUUUGUAGUUGAACCACGAUUGCGUAGCAUACCUGUGGAGAGUCUUAAUGGCUUGAUAAAUCUUAUAGCAAUAACAAUUCAAAGCAAUGAGCUCAAAUACUUGCCAGACUUUUCGGGACUUCUUAACCUCAUGUAUCUGAAUGUUCAAAGUAAAGUUCUUACUGAAUUACAACCACACAUUUUUCGACACUUACCCAAAUUACAACACAUUCACAUAAACGGUGGACCAAAUCUCAAUCGACUCCAGCCAGGACUGUUUAAGGACCUUGUUUCGGUGAAAACAAUCGAUUUGGGAAAGAAUGGAAUAAAUUGGAUCCAUCUUCAGGGACUUUAUAGAUUACCAAAUUUGGUGAGCCUUAAGCUAUCUCACAAUGAUAUAAGUGAUGUAACAAUGGUCAGUCGAUUGAUCAAGGGUCUUGAGGGUUUAAAGAAUCUACGAUUGGACCAUAAUAUUGUUAAUAUUCUCUCUGAGAACUCAUUUGUUGAUUUGCCAAGCUUGACCGAAUUGUAUUUAAAUGACAAUCGAAUCACUGAAAUAAAGUAUGGUGCGUUUUACAGAACGCCUAACCUCAAAAGAGUCUACCUGCACAAUAACCAUAUAAAGAAGAUCCAUCCCGAGUCAUUUUUACAAAAAUCUGGAACUGGCAUUGAGAAUCUCUUUAUCUAUCACAAUGAAAUUGAGCGUGUAGACGAACUCAGAUCACUUCUGGACUCUUUACCGACCUUAAAGUUCUUAGACAUAAGUAAUAAUAACCUGGUCAGUAUUCCAUUUGGUGUGUUGAGAGGACACGGAACUUUAGAACAACUGCACUUGAAUAACAACAAUAUUCGAUCAAUUGGACGAGACGCUUUUAUGGCAAUGCCAGCUCUGAGAGAGCUUAGACUGAGGAACAACAGUCUUUCAGACAAUUUACCAAGACCCUUCUGGAAUCUGCCAGGUCUUAUGGGUCUCGAUUUGUCCCAGAACCAACUGGAAAUCAUAGAUUCUUCGCUCCUCAAUGGCCUGCCCUCACUAAGAAGACUUGACUUGAGCGAGAAUCUUUUAAGCAAGAUCAAUCCAGAUGCCUUCCAGAACAAUCCACUGCUUGAAACCCUUAAUAUAUCCUCCAAUGGAGUAUCCUAUAUACAUCCUGAUACUUUUCGCAAUCUAAAUAGAUUAUUCGAAGUCGAUGCGAGUAUCAAUCGAAUGACCGAAUUUAUUGCGGGUCUUCCGAAUAUUGUGGAGAGAAUUUCCAUUAGAAAUAACAUAAUUUCCAGUCUCCAUCCAACCAUUGGAAAGUUACCAAACCUACGAAUGUUAGAUUUGAGUCAAAACAAAAUCGAACAUAUUCCAAGGAGAACUUUUCAAAUGACCAAUGAGUUGCGAGUUCUAAGCUUGGCAGAUAAUAAACUAAGAAGCUUAGAUGGAAGUACUUUCGAGGGUGGAGAACGUAUCGAAUUGUUGAAUUUGCAAAACAAUGAUUUGACAGAAAUCGAUGUGGAUACAUUUUCGCUGAUGCAUAACUUGAGAAACUUAAAUUUAAAUGGAAACAAAUUGGAAGCCAUUUCGGGCAACAUGUUCGGGAACAACACAAAGCUGGAGCAAUUAAACUUGGCUUUGAAUGUUAUUUGGAAUAUAUCGAGCAAUGCCUUUGAGCAGCAGAAUUCAUUAGAGUAUUUAGACUUAUCGGGAAAUCACCUGAGUGAUAUAUCGGCAACUUUGGCGCGUCUAAAAAACAUACGUGACAUAGAUUUAAGCUACAAUAAUAUUGUUCAACUACGCACGGAUGUCUUGGCGGCUUGGAAAAAUGUCGAAGAAAUACGCCUCUCAAACAAUCUCAUAACAUCAAUUCAGAGUGGAACUUUUCAGAAUCUUCCCAAGUUACAAUAUCUUGAUUUGUCAAGCAACGAAAUAAAUUCCAUUGAUACAGGAGCUGUCAAAAAUCUACGGGAACUUCAGGAACUUGUUUUGGCAGAUAAUAAAAUUAUCGAUUUAAAACAUCGGGUUUUCGAAAAUCUUCCCAAUUUAUUAGCAUUACAUUUGCAACACAAUUUGCUGAGGUUUAUUGCUGCUGAUAGUUUCUAUGAAGCGCCAUCUAUUGUUUUUUUGAAUUUGUCAAGUAAUAAUUUCUAUUCAAUGGACAAUGUUGGAUUGCAUAAUAUGAAAAAUCUUGAAGUUCUUGAUCUAUCAAAUAAUGCCAUGAGGAGUGUUUCUACGUUGCCACUGCGUUCACUUAAUUGGUUGGUAGAACUUAAAAUGGACAACAAUCAGAUAUGUAAGGUUCAGGGAUAUCCAUUCGAGGUAAUGCCUAGACUCAGAGUUCUAUCACUUCGAAAUAAUAAUUUUAGAACAUUACACGAGAAAACAUUUUCAACACUUCGUGGGAACAUAGCAAUUCUGGACCUAGAUGGAAACCCAAUGAUAUGCUCAUGUACGGUUCAAUGGCUAAGUGCAUGGUUAGAAGAAACAGGUUUUCCAUAUCCUGGUCCAACGUGUCAAGAUGGACAACUCUUACGUAAUUUACGAACUGAGAAAAUGAAUUGCACUGAUGACCAGAGAUCUUCAAAUUAUCUUCCAUUAUACAAUGAACAUGGUGAUGUAUUUAUGGGUGAAGGUCGAAGUGAAUUCAAGGAUGAAUGUGAUUCUUUGGGAGCAGAAUCUGACAACAACAACAACUAUACCAGACCACUUCUUACCGAUAGUGACUAUUUUUAUGACCAAUUUGUAGAUUAUCCAGCAUUUAAUAACACCCUUAAUCACCCAAAUAAUGUCAACAAUACCUUAUCGAAUUCACAUUCAUCCCAUCAUCAGUUACCUGGGAAUCUUAACAACAUUUCUCCAGGCUUAAGUCACAAUAAUCCAAAUAUUGAUUUGACUAAAACUUUGCUAAAUACCAGUGUUUUGAACAGAUACCCAACGAUACAGCAACAACACUCACCAUUUACAUUCUUCGGCUAUCCAAUUCCCUCAUUGGGAAUGGGUGGAUUUUUGGGUGCCAAUUCACGUCGAGAUCGUGGCUAUACGAAACUCGAACCCAGCAGGGGCAAGGUUCGAAUGCUGAAAGAUCCUUCCAGCAGUGAACUUGAAAAAUAUCUCGCACAAAAGACACAAUAUCAUGGAAUUACAUCUCGUAGUCGAGGCAUGAUAGAACCCGGCUCCGAAGAAUCGGGAAGCAAUGAAGACCCAAAGGUAUUUAAAACAUCAUUAACUGAGCCUAACAUUCAGAAGGGUGGCUUUAAACCUAUUGUACCUGAGCAUUUCGGUGGGUUUAUUCCCAUGACUUCCACCAGACAAAGUACUAAAAUUUACUUCGAACCAGAAGAGCCAAUAAAUGCUCUGUCGCCAGGUAUUGUUGAAACUAGCAGCACUCCAGAGCCUAUCCUGUCAACAGAAGAACUAACAACUAUUGUACCAUUGCCAUCUUAUACGUAUUAUGUUUCUGAAGAAGAAGCUCCUACGACAACCUCUAAGCCUGAAACGUCAUUCCAGAGAAAAUCGUCAUCAGAGGGGUCAGCGAGCGAGAAACCAGCUACAUAUUCAUUUGAAAGGAAGUCAUUUAUCACGGAGAACUCGAUACAAAUGUUAGACUCGGAAUCGGAAGAAGACUUAUACCUAGAAACAACCACUUCAAAAACUAUUCUCCUAAUUCCCCCUGAAGAAGAACUUAAAAGUCCAUCAUACAAACAGGGUAUUGUUAUUUUAGCAAAGGAUUCAUCAACUUCAUCAUCGAGUUCAGAAAGAAAUGAUUUGAAUUCAAUAGAAAAUAUUACACCUAGAAUUUUAAGUGGAAGACCGUCAAUUACGAAAGUUUUUACAGCACAAACUCUUCAACAAUAUUUGCCUUCUGCUGAAGAAUAUUCAAGUUCGGGUUCAACAGAUCCAAACUUCAAGUAUAAUAUUGACAAUCCAGUAACAGCUCCAUAUAGUAGAGAAACAAAUGUUGGUAGGAAAGACGGAAUGGAUUGGUAUUACAGAACUUAUAAAAAUCGAAAUCGUCUUGAGCGACACGAAAGAUUGGAAAAUUCUUUUUAUAAUAAGAGUUCAAAAGUUAUUAUACCAAGUUUUGUAACUAUCAUAAUAAAUUAUUUGUUAUUUUUACUUUAGAAAAAUUAUAUUUAAUAAUUAAAAUUAAUACCUACACAAAACAAAUUUUUGUAUUAAGAUUUUGUUUUUGUAAGAAACAAAUGUAAUUUAACGUAUGGAACAAAUGUCAUUUUAGAUUUAAAAGGGUAUUUUGUUAAGAGUUACUUGGCUAUUAGAAAUAAUGCAACUCAACAGAAGUUGACU
Molecule: messenger RNA, 4699 nt
Organism: Eupeodes corollae
Lineage: Eukaryota; Metazoa; Arthropoda; Insecta; Diptera; Syrphidae
Gene: atk
Product: protein artichoke
Exons: 4
Coding region: 32-4516 (1494 amino acids)
Molecular function (GO): protein binding
Source: RefSeq, a predicted model, not a curated record